UCACGCAGGAGGAGGCAGAGCAUACCGCCUCGGUCUGCCACCGCUGCUGUGUGUGUGUAUGUGUGUGUGUCAGCUGCUAGGUCAGGACGUCCAGCCGGCUCACCUGUUCGGAACCGAACCUGCUAUCCUCGGAACUGGUSUCGGAGCAGAGUACGUGUCCCGACGAGCCUCCUCUCUCCUCCGUCUGCUCCAUCAUGGCCGUCUUCACCCCCUGUCCUCUCCCUUCGAGAGAUAUCCUUCAAAGCUAAGCGUGAUGGAUGACUGUCUGACGGACGGAGAUGGACAGAAUCAAACCAUGGCCCAUCAGAUUCAYGUCAAAGUGAAACACAGUCCUCUGCAAGUCACUUUUGAAAACCAGGAGAUCCUCAUCAGGUUGUUUCUCAUCCUAUGCACCGAACCCCCUCAGCACACCGCCUGCUGAGUGUUAACCCUCGCGCUGCUGGUUAUGAGCUGCUCACCCGCCACCAAUGAGCCAGAGAGCUGCAGCAGCGAGGAGAGCAGCUGCACCACUUCCUCCAUCACCAACUCUGAGCCGUCCUCUAUGUCCACGCAGACCGACUCGCUCGGCAGCGCCCCCGGCGUGGCCCGCGACAUCACCCCGCCGCCGUCCAACCGUGACAUUGUUGAAGACAUACGACGAGGGGAGGGAAAGAUUUACGGAGCCGAGCUUCUCAAAGACCUGCUGAAGCUCCUGCCUGAUUCGGAGGAGAUCAAGAAGCUGCAAGUGUUUAAAGGAGAUCCAGACAAGCUGACACUGGUCGACUCCUUUAUGUACCUCCUAAUCCAGGUUCCACGGUUCGAGGUUCGGAUCGAGGCCAUGGUCCUCCGUGAMGAGUUCUUGCCUUUUUGUGCUGCGAUGAGCCACGAGAUCGACAUAAUCCGCGCCGCUACUAAAGAGCUGAUGAGCUGUGAGGAGCUUCACGCCAUCCUUCAUCUGGUGCUGCAAGCAGGAAACAUCAUGAAUGCUGGCGGCUAUGCAGGAAACGCUGUGGGGUUUAAAUUGUCGUCUCUCCUCUCACUGGCUGACACAAAAGCCAACAAACCUGGAAUGAACCUGCUGCAUUUUGUYGCCAUGGAGGCAAAGAAGAAAGAUGAGAUGCUGCUGAAGUUUCCAGACAAACUGCAGCACGUGCAGAGAGCAGCCAGAGUUUCAGUGGAAAACAUCGAGCUAGAGUUUUCCUCCUUAUACGUUCGGAUCAGAUCUCUGGAGGAGAAAGUUCAAGGAGACAAGGAGUUAGUGCUGCAGCUGGAGCCCUUUCUGCAGACUGCAGCACAGACACUUCAGGACCUAAAGCGACGCAGGCUGGACCUGCGUAAAGAGGGGAACGCUCUCAUAGAUUUCUUUUGUGAGGACAAGGAUACCUUCAAGUUGGACGAGGGUUUCCGCAUUUUUCAAGAUUUCUGCAUUAAAUUCAACAAAGCUGUUAAAGACAACACGGACCGGGAGCUGAAGGAGGCAGCCAGACAGCGCCGGCUAAGAGAACUGGAGGAGAAGCGUUUUGCGUGGUCGGGCGAGGACCAGAGCAGCAUCUUUGGUCGCAGCAGCAGCGAGAACGACGUGCAGAUGCUCACCAAGGAGGGACUCCUGGACUUCUUCCAGAGGAGGUCUCAGAGUCCAAACAGCCCACUUGGGCGUUCGGCCAGCGCUCGCCGCCACCGUCACACUGUGACCUCCGUGGCGGACCGUGAGCUCCAGGGAUACCUCGAGCUGUUCGGGAGCACAGAUAACCCCACUGAUUAUUCUAAGUUUUACAGCCUGCCUCGAUCGGGUCGCCUUUACCAGCGGAGGACAACCCCGUGGAUUUUAGGCCAGGAGGACAGCCGUGAGCUCGGCUGCGACAGACAAGUGACUUCUCCGCAUGCAGAAACUGAACCCAUCAGCCCACUGGCCAGGUUCUCCUCAUCUGGGCCGAACRAUAACGUGGAUCCAUUUGACAACAAUAAUUACUCUACCGUCUCUGAGGGCAGCGCACUGCCUCGUUCCUUUUGUAUGUUUCAGAAGCCCUAUCUUCCAAACCCAACAAUUCCCGGCCAUAUGAAUAUUAGUGUGGAGAAGCGCACUUUAGUCCAAGCUCCUCAAGCUUUUAACCUUCCUAGUCCAAACAACAACAGCAAUCACAUGCACUUUGUUAACCGUCCUGAUGUUGUUGUGGCGGAACUGSUUAAUGAGAUCCAGUCGCCUCAAAAGAAUCAGGAACAUCUUGGGCACGAGAAAGUUUUAGAGAAACGUGCAGAUCUGAAAGCAGUACAGGAAGAUAAAAUCGAUUUUCCCACACAGACUAGAAUCUCUGCCGAGAAGGAAGAAGACUACAGCACAGUUUCAUCAACUACCUGCGAUACUCCCCUCCCACUGGAUACCUCUGUAUCCAAUAAGAAGCCAGUGUUUUACAUCCCAGACUGCACAGAAACAGACUGCUCUGUUGCCUUGGAUUACUCCGAGGCUGAAAGCUCACCUCAUCCAAAAGAAGGACUUCAUUUAAGAACUGACUACAGUAAAGACCAGCAAAGCCAGCAGGAUUCCAACUCUUUGUYCUCCAACUUGGAGUCGGCUUCACCCAACAACCUCUCUGUCUCAACCAACGAGCUCCCGGCGCCCGAAUGUGUGGACGCAGCGUCCAUGACUCCAUCUCUGAACACGGAGGAAUGGGACACAGAGAGCUGCGACACGGCCGAAGGAAAACAGGGCGAAGACGCUCAGAGAACUGGCAGAAAAGCAGCGCACUCCAGGAGCAACAAAGUGACAAAGAGCAGCGGAGGCCGAGGAGUGCGAACGCUGACCAGCAGCGAGAGCCAGGGCAUGAGGAAAGUCGUGCCCAUGUACAAGCUCACCAGGACGGGCAGCAGCAAACGAGCAGAGAGAGCUGCGGGGCAAGACGGUGGAGAAACACGCCGGCAUCUCCGUGACCAGAGCACGCCAGCCAGAGGAAGGGCCGAGAAGACAACAAGACCUCCUCGGCACUCGAGCGUCCCUCCUGAUGAGUCCAAAGUUCAGCGAGGCGGUGGCCUCUCGGGCAGUAUUUCCAGAUGGGCACGUGAUUCAAUGCCCAGGAAAGCGUCCCUCCACAAACCGAGCGCCAAACCUGUGAGGAACAUCCCAAAGCCGCCAGCCGAGGAGAAAAUGUGCCGUUCCACCAUGAGAGCUCUCGCUCAGGCUCAGGCCCAGGCCCAGGGCGGUGCUUCUUCUGAAAACAGCAGCUCUCUUGCAAACAUUUCAAAAAACUCCUCGGAUGUUCCCAGCUUUGCCAGGAACACAGUAGCUUCGUCUUCCAGGAGCAAAAAGGAGCUAGGACCUACCUCUGCCCCCUCCACUCCAUCCCAUAGCCCCUCAGUCCGUGGCAGAAAAUCAUCAAUAAAGCAGAGUCGGGCGUCGCCGGCUGUUCACACCAGCGAGGAGAAGCCGCAGGCGACAAACCUGAGGCGGGUCCAAAGCGUGAAGGCGACCAGCCGCGGCGUGUAUCGUAGCGAGACUCCACCUCCAGCACGGGAGAAUGUUCGUAAGACCAGCAGCUUUUCUGAAAAGUCUGUGCAGAGCAGAGACUUGUUGGCAUCCAGCCGAGCCUCGAAGCCGAGCUGGAAGUAAAACCAGACGUGUUGGAAACUGACUGCAAAACAGCAAGAAGACAGAGAAAAUGCUUUCAUUUAGAGUAAAAUGACAUUUGCUGUUAUCCUCUCAUACCACAAUUUAAAUUACACAAUAAAAUGAGUAAUCGGUUUGAAGUGGGGUUCUGUGAAAAGAUUAAAUUAGAUAGUUAAAUGAAUCAUUAACUGGCUCUGAAUGAAACUAUUUCUUCAAGCUAAGUUUUCUCAAAGAGCUGUCUACAACAGGUAAGAUAUUAAAUGUUCAUAAUCUCUACUGAACCCCACUCCAAAUGGUCUGAACCUUGUAUCAUUCAAAGAGUAGUUAUCUUUUAGGUUCACAAAGAGCAAGAUGCAAUAAACCUCCAAAUUUUAGUUUCAUCCAUUAAAAAGGUUCCGUCUUUGUUUUAUUUUUUGAACAAAACCGACAAAAGGCAAAUUCUGUGUUUUUCACACUGAGGUUUUUAUUGCCUGCUUAGCUGUUAUGUACACUGCAAUAUACAUGAUGUUGCUGAAAUACUACAGACUCACUCCAUAAUGCUGCUAAUUAUCUCUGACAAAUUGAGACUGAUAGAGUUUCAGCGUCUUUUUUUAUUCAGGGUUUCAGAAUCUGUUGAAUCUCGCUGUACCUUGCUGCUGGUAUGUUUUUUUUUUUAGUUUUGCUGCGUUUUCCUGUAGAUUAACACUAAUCUGUUUGCCUUGAUACCUCAGAAACAUUGCAGUGGCCUUGGACCAGCAGAACGGCUCGUGUAGUUCUGCUCAAUGGUAGCGUGGACAAAUCGGAUCAGUUUUGAUGAAGCUGUAAUGUCACGUAUUUUAAUGUCGCGAUCAUAUGUUAAGUCACAAAUAUUCUAAACCGGCUAUGGUAAUACCUGUACCGUUUUUAUUUAAGUGUCAGUAGUUUGUAAACAAAAAUGUGUUAGAACUCCUCCAUAAUGUCAUGGAGUCGAUGUGCACGUAAGAAAUGUUUCCUGUUAAAGCUGUCAAAGAAAAGCUCUUAAACACAACUGAAAGCGUAAAUCAUGUGAUUGUUUUGACAGUCUGAUCAGAUUUUCUAUUGGUUAGAUGUUGACUCCUGUUUAUUCCAGGGAUUCAUGAUUUAGUUGCAACAUUAGUUAUAAAUGGGCAUUUUUUUUCACUGAACUUCAGCUUCUUAUUCUAAUUUUUUGAGAGUAUUCACAAGAGCACAGAGCUAAUCAUAUAAUGUUCUGGGGGAAAAAUAAGAACAGAGAGUCAUUCUGUGAUGUUUCUGGAGUUUUUAAUUAAAAGCAAAGCUAGUAGGGCAUCUUCUCAGGUUGGGGCAAUA
Messenger RNA from Austrofundulus limnaeus, 4882 nucleotides. It is a transcript of the gene fhdc1, whose product is annotated as FH2 domain containing 1. The record is from RefSeq and is a predicted model, not a curated record. NCBI's taxonomy places the organism in Eukaryota, Metazoa, Chordata, Actinopteri, Cyprinodontiformes, Rivulidae.